AUGGGGUUUGAUGACUAUACAGUCCAGCCUGGCGAUACUUUUAUUAGUAUCGCAAUGAGGUUUGAUAUGUCUGUCUAUUAUCUUCUUCGAAUAAACCGCCUCUCUGAAGUUUCAGAAAUUUUCCCAGACAUGAUUUUAAAAGUGAAACACAAAGAAUUUAGCUCUGAGUCAAAACAAAAUUCUUCUGAUAACAUAUGCUAAUUUAAACUAAAUACAUAUUUUUUUAUUAUAUUAAUUUAAAAAAAAUUAUGAUAGCAAAAGAGAAUAAAAAUACGUAACCUUACGCCUACAACCAUAAAAGAGCCAAAUCUAGGGACUGGAAAUCAAAAAAAAAUCCCCCAGCAUGAUUAUGACAAUAUUUUUACUACUGAUGUCUUAUACUGCACUUUUGAAGGAGAAAUCAAAGGGCAGCUUUGUAUAUUUAAUAAUAGGCUUGCGUUUAACCCUAUUUUAGUUGAUAAUCUGCACUGUGAAAUCGUUCAGAAUAAAACUAAAAAAUUGAUACUUGCUGCGCAUGCUCAGACUUUUAUAUGCUUUUGGGAUAUUUUCAACGCAAUACAAUACGAGCUUCCUCCAAUAGAAGAAGAUCAGCCUCCAAUGCAUUUUAUACAGUUUUUCCUGUCAAAAAUAGGAAAAGAUACAAAUGUUGCCAAUAAGAAAAAUGCUCCUAAAUGAUGUGUGAAUUUUCAGCUUUUGCCAAUUAAAAAGAAUUAUGCAGAAUUGAAAGGAAAAGCACUGACUUCCCUCAGUUAACAACCAAAAACAAUUUGUUUGCCCAGCUUUUUUCGAAAUUUAAAAAUUGGAAAGUAAAAUUAAUUUUAUUUGCAUUUUUAAAUUUUAGAAUGGAAGUUUUGUUUAAAAUUAUAAUAAUUAUCAUUAGCAUAUUAAUACUUUUAUAAAUUUUUAGUUUCUUUCCCAAAAAAUCGGAUUUUCCAAUGGUUUUGCUCCAUUACUAAGAGGGGAGUAAGGAUAAUUAGUUACGUUACUGCAUAUGCUCACAACCCUAAUAAGAGCAUAGAAGAGAAUUAUCAAACUUUUGUACCGUAUUAUGAAAUUAAUGAAGAUUCUGAAGAAAAUCUGGAACUUAAAGUAAAUGAGCCAAAUAAAGAAAGCAAGGGCAGUAAUGAAAAUAAAGAUAUUGCAGAGCAAAAUACUAAGCGAGCAGAGUCACCAAAUAAAAUUGCGCCAUCAGAGGAACAAAAAACGCAAACUAAAACUGAAAACGAUAUAGAAGUAGAAAAUGAUCCAAAAACUAAUAAGGACAAAAUUUCAGAAAAAAAUAUAAAUAAUUCAAUACAACAGAUAGAAGAGGAGAGCAAGGUGUGAAAUCGUGUAAAAAUCUGUAAGCCAAAACAAAGAAGCAAAAUAGAAGAAGAAAGUGAAAAAUCAGAGCAGGGUACUAAAAAUAGCGCAUUAAUCCCAAUAUCUAAGGAAGAAGGAAAUAACUGCAAUUCUGAUAAAGCAACCAAAAAUAAUGUGAAUCAGCCUAUUAAAGCUAUAUAUAGUGAUAUCAAGAAAAGCUUUACAGAAUCUGAGCUAAAUCAGCUGGCUUCAUCAUCAUAUAAAAGUGAAACCAGCUUAACUGAGGAAGAGCCAAUCAAAUCACAAAUGUCAAUUGAUUCCUUCAAAGACGAAAUCCCCAACUCCGAUCAUGAUGAAAUCGUCAUGCCAUGGUCGACCCCUCACAAAAAUAGCCUCGAUGUUUUGCUCACAAGCUUUAAUUCAGAAAAAAUCCGGAUCAAGCACACUCCAAGAAAAAGCUCACUUGACUCAGGCCCGAAAAAAAUAAAAUCUGAGGCUAGCUUUGAAGAUAUACCUAUUGAAGAUGAGCCAGAAGAGCCUCUUCUUAUUCCUCUUCCUGACCUUUCUGAGCCUUCUACAAUUUUAUCUGAAAAUAUGAUAUAGCCAAUUAGACUGAUUGGUUAUUUAAGAGAUGUGAGUAAAUCAGCUAAAUUCUUAAUUAAAAAAUUACUUAUCAGUCUAACUGACUAUAAAACAAAUAGUCAUAAAUUUACCAAUGAUGUACCAAAUCCGAUCGUGAAAAUUAGCAUACUCCCCUAAGCUUCAUGGUACAUCUUUAGCAGCAUUUUAUAGAAAUUUAUCAAAAGUCGGGUCAUCAAUAAUUGUCGUUUUAACCCAACAUAUGCAAAUAUUUGGAGGUUUAGCGUCAGAUACGUGGGCUCCAUCCCAUCAAUUUUAUGGAAAUGGGGAUUGCUUUUUAUUUACAUUUCAUAAUACUAAAAAAAUCAAGUGUUUUUUCCCUACAUUGGAAAAUGAAUAUUUCAUGGCUUCCAGCUUUGAAGGAAUUUCUAUGGGAUCAGGGUAAUUUCUAUUUAGUGGGAAAUCUGGGUUUUAUAUAUAUGGAGACCUUAUGAAAGGUUCAAGCGGUGUAAGUAAGACAUACAAUAAUGAGGUCUUAAUUUCUUCCUCAGUGAACAAGCGAAUUUUUUUGCUUUAUCCAGUAACUCCCCCCUCCGUGAGCGAACAAAACCAUUAGGAAAAAUCACUAUUUUUUGCCCAAAAACCCACCCUCCUAGAGCGAACAAAAAUUUUUUUAAUAGAAAAAUUUUUUAUGGAAAAAAAUAUUGAUACAUAAGUGAAUGAAAUCUCUAGCUAAUUCUGUUUCAUUUUAAACAAAUUGCGUUUUAAAACAUAAAUUUUGCAACUUAAAUUUAUAUUUGCUUUCCAAUUUUUGCGAAUUAGGAUUUUUUCAAAUUUCGAAAAAAAAUUAACCCCUCUCCAUGAGCGAACAAAAAAAUCUUGUUCGCUAACGGAGGGGGGGAGUAAGAGUUUUUAUUAAUUUUUUUUCGAAAUUAAAUUAUUCCAAAGUAAAAAUAACGUAAUUUAUGAAGUUUAAGUUUAAAAUUAAUAGAUAUAAAAAAAAAUUUGGCUCACGGAGGAGCGUGCUUUUUUAAAAAUUAGGGGUUUUUCUUGGUUUUGCCACUAUGCAGAGUAAGCAAAUUUGAGUUCUUUAAUAUAUUGAAGCUAGAAGUUUGGGCUUUAGUUUAA
Molecule: messenger RNA, 3009 nt
Organism: Blepharisma stoltei
Lineage: Eukaryota; Ciliophora; Heterotrichea; Heterotrichida; Blepharismidae
Source: the annotation of a GenBank genome assembly